GUUGUUGCCAUUUAUCGAAAUCCUCCAUUAUAAGCGGGAGCCACUGAAUAUGGAUAAGGUUAUUCGACUUAUCUGUAAAUAAGUAGCCUCUGAUCAUCAUAAAGGUAUAAUUGCUUGAAUAUUUUUUCAAAGUCCCUACAUCUACCUCAUGUAAAAUAUAUUGCACCCUAUCUCUGAGCCAUGUUAACUUAAUGGCAAAGACUUUCUUUUAAACCUAUGCCCACAUGAAGGCCUGGUGCUGAGAUCACUAUUAAUGCACAAUUCAAAGUGAAAUAUCACAUCUAUCCUACAGCGUGAUGGCACCCUAUGAUAGUUGGAAGGUAUGCAUCUCAAGCCUUCACCUCUUGACAAAAGCAGAUAUUAAGGUGUUUUCUAAGAUCAAAAUCUUAAAGCUGUAUGCCAUGGCCAAAGCGAACCUCCCAAAUGAAUGGCAAGAGGACGUCUGAUAGGAUGUGACGUUUUCUGCUGUCGCCGCCGCUGCAACCGCCGCCGCAGCCGCUCGCAUCGUACGAGCUCCCUCCACCACCACUCUCAUCGUGUUUGCUCCCUUCGUCACCAUCGUCGCACGAGUUCUCGCUGUCGUGCUCUUGUCUUACGAGCUCCCUCUGCCGCCGCUCUCGUCGCUACUUCUUCUCUCCUCACCGGAGGUUCUUCAUCGUCUCUUCUCAUCACCGUUAGUUCAAUUGAAAAUCAAAGAAUACGAUCCACGAGAGCUCUUAUGUUUGCAAAUCAGCUGGUGCUGCUGCAAAGAACUGAGUUUUUAAAUUCUAAGCAUCUCUUAUUGGCUCAGCUAUCUGAGUUUGUAAACGAUGCUUUAUUCUCAUCAGUUUCAUGCAAGCAACCUUUCCAGCCACCUUCUCUCAUGGUGUCCAUUACUAUUAUCAAUGGAGCUACUCCCAAAAGAGCUGUAUGUUUGGAUGGAAUAUUGCCUGCCUAUUACUUUCAUCCUGGAUCCGGAUCAAGAGCCAAUAUUUGGCUCAAUGACUUAGAGGUGAUGGCCAUACUUGCAGAUUUCAUACUGGUUUAUCUUCCUGCACCUACCGUGUUUCUUAGACCGCCGCCUGCAAUCAAUGCAGGCCCCAUUGCUAAGUUCUUCCACAAAUGCCCGAAUAAUGCAUUCCAGAUUUCAGUGGGAUGCAUGAGAGGGACCUCUAUGUAAUGAACCCAUCAGAAAUGUUAAAUUCAAGAUUGUUGAUGCAAGAAUUACUCCUGAGUCACUUCAUAGGGGAUCUGGCCAGUUAAUUCCUACAGCAUGACGAGUAGCCUAUUCUUCCUUCCUUACGGCUGCCCCUCAGCUUAUGGAACCAGUAUAUUAUGUGGAGUUACAGACUGAUUUAGAAGAAGAAAAAGCACAUGAAAUCGCCAAGUUACAGGAUGCUUUGCAUGCAAUGCAAAUACAAGUAGAUGAAGCAAAUGCCAGAGCAGUUAAAGAGCGUGAGACAACACAGAAAAGCAUUGAAGAAGCACCACCAGUUAUUAAGGAGACUCCUGUUCUAGUUCAAGACUCAGCAAAGAUUAAAGAAGCACCACCAGAUUCUUUCUCUUUUUCUCCGAUUAAACUUGCAUCCUCAAAUUGAAAGUCACUGAAACUAGACCAGAUGUUGAGGUGAGCUUCACUUGUGAAUUUGUUACUUGAGAUGAGGAAUGCACUGUAUAUAGAUUAUGUUGUCACUGUUUUUUUAUUUUUGUCAGAAUUUGAUACUUGAAAAACAGAUGAGAAAUAAAAAAAUAUAAAGAGGCAGAAAAGCCUGAGGUAGGGGAUCAAUUUAGAUGAAGUUCGAAUUUUAGAACCUGAUUAAGCAACCUUAUUGUAUAUUUUGACUUAAUUAGAGGACAAUAGUUGAUGUAUCAAUACACUUUGUUGAUGUAUGGUUGUUACUUAUUAUUAUA
Arachis stenosperma is the source of this 1890-nucleotide messenger RNA. RefSeq lists its product as uncharacterized. The record is from RefSeq and is a predicted model, not a curated record. Gene Ontology annotation, cellular component: plant-type cell wall. Gene Ontology annotation, biological process: cell wall organization. NCBI's taxonomy places the organism in Eukaryota, Viridiplantae, Streptophyta, Magnoliopsida, Fabales, Fabaceae. The transcript has 8 exons. Gene Ontology annotation, molecular function: pectin acetylesterase activity. Bases 428 to 1159 code for a protein of 243 amino acids.